ACAUAAGAUUUGCGAACAAUUAGUAACCGAUUGCGGGAACGAUGACUGACUUAGUGGCCGUUUGGGACGUCCCUCUGUGUGAUAAAGUGCAUCGGGUUGAAUUUGAGCAUGGUACAACCACCGGCAAACGGGUCCUCAAACUCGAUGGACAGGAAUUGGUUCGAAGGGAAUGGAUGUUCAAACUGGUGGGAAGUGAGUUGUUUGAGAUCAAGGGAGAGGACGGACAGGUUUUGGCGAAAUGCGAAAUCACGAUUAACGCGAGCACUGGAUUCACGUAUGAAUACUCACUGCUUGUGAACGGAAAGCAAUUGAAGAAAUUUAGAGAAAAGCAAUCGAAAGCAAUGAGUACUUGGGUUGUGGACAUGGAUGACAAGAUGUGGAGAAUAGCAUUGGAGAAGGAAACGCUCGAUAUUUGGGUGAAUGGAGUGAAGGCGGACACGAAUCACGAGUUCGCCGACGAGGGCACGGAAAUGCAUUUCAUCGUCGAUGACGACCACAAGGCGUGCAUCAAAACCAUCAGUUCCGGCAAUAAGAAGGAGGGAAUCGUUUACUCACUUAUAGUGAACGGCAAAGAAAUAACCGAAAGUUUUAUGUAAAUCAUUGGAUUUGUUAUUUAAGUACAAAAGUCUAAAAUUAUAUCGAAUUUUAAAAAUAAUGUAUUUUUUGUACAAAUCAUUAACUGUUUAAUGACUAGAAGUGCAGUCAAUAGUGUUUUCUG
Oppiella nova is the source of this 718-nucleotide messenger RNA. Lineage: Eukaryota; Metazoa; Arthropoda; Arachnida; Sarcoptiformes; Oppiidae. The record is from the annotation of a GenBank genome assembly.